This is a messenger RNA of Monopterus albus (swamp eel), 377 nucleotides long. Its product is annotated as multidrug and toxin extrusion protein 1-like. Lineage: Eukaryota; Metazoa; Chordata; Actinopteri; Synbranchiformes; Synbranchidae. Gene Ontology annotation, biological process: transmembrane transport. The transcript is spliced from 5 exons. The record is from RefSeq and is a predicted model, not a curated record. Gene Ontology annotation, molecular function: antiporter activity; xenobiotic transmembrane transporter activity. Gene Ontology annotation, cellular component: membrane. The annotation marks the transcript as partial.
AUGCCCGGGAAGGAAUACCAUCCAGAUGUCGAAGAAACGAGGACCGUUGGGAGCCGUAACCUGCUGAGAGUUGGGGUCAUUCUGCAGCGGGCGAUUCUCAUUUUGCUCCUGGCGUGUUUCCCCUGCUGGGCAAUCCUCAUUAACACAGAGCCCAUUCUGUUGGCUGUCAGACAGGAUCCAGAGGUGGCCAGGUUGGCUCAGAUGUAUGUGAAGAUUUUUAUGCCAGCACUUCCUGCUACUUUCAUGUAUUCAUUGGAAACAAGAUAUCUGCAAAACCAGGGCAUCAUAUGGCCACAGGUAUUUACGGGUUUUGUGGUCAAUCUUCUUAACGCUCUCAUCAACUACAUUGUUCUCUAUGCAUUGAAUCUGGGAGUAGC